AUGGCGGCCGUCGCAAACCCAUCUGUUUUGAAGACUAUGCCUUACAAACCUAGCGGCUACCACCGACUUGCCUCUGUGAUGAGCCAAGAUGCGAACAUUGCGAUUUUCCGAAGAUUUCAAGAACUCAACAUGCUCAGACUUCUCAGCCUCCAGGCAGAAAUAUUCGACCUCCAAGGCCAUUUCCAAUUUCAAUGUCAAUCUGAUGAUAGUUCGAAUGACCCGCUCGAAGUUCAGUACUCUCGCUACUUCUUAGAGCUGCGCAAGUCUGGUAAAUCAGCGAGUGGACACCAGUGGCAGAUGCUCACCGAACUCGGCAUUAAAUUGGACGAAUACAUGCAGCAACUUAGUAGCAUCGAGAGCCCGAGAAAGUCACAGCUUGCAGUGCUUCGUGAUUGGCUUCAAGACUCUAAAGGCGGUAGUUGCUUCCAGAUGGGCCGCGAGGCUCGAUUAUGGGAUGGAAACUUGGAGAAAGACUUUGUAACCCUCAGAGCUAAUGACGGCGAAAACGAUAUCUUCACUGUUUGGAUCACCAAGCUGAUUGUUGGAAUCUUUCGGCGAUGUUGUGGAUGUGGCGGAAGGGUAGUCGACGAAGAAAGCCAGUUGCUGUCUUACGACGACUCUAUACUAAACACGGCAUCUACGAUUAUAGCGACAGUAAUGUCAUCGGUCCUUCCGGUAGUCACGAUUUUGGUCCUUUACGCGGUCAAGAAUACAGUUAAAAGGAUAUGCAUCACAAUUGGGUUUACGGCAGUCUUCGCCGCAUUCCUCGCAAUCUUUAGCACCGCUCGUAGAAUUGAAAUAUUUGCAGCAACAGCAACAUUCGCGGCUGUAGAAGUUGUCUUCAUUGGUAGUGCCUUGAGCUCGUAG
Molecule: messenger RNA, 867 nt
Organism: Venustampulla echinocandica
Lineage: Eukaryota; Fungi; Ascomycota; Leotiomycetes; Helotiales; Pleuroascaceae
Exons: 3
Coding region: 1-867 (288 amino acids)
Source: RefSeq, a predicted model, not a curated record